This is a messenger RNA of Apodemus sylvaticus (European woodmouse), 2808 nucleotides long. RefSeq names its product phosphatidylinositol glycan anchor biosynthesis class W (gene Pigw). Lineage: Eukaryota; Metazoa; Chordata; Mammalia; Rodentia; Muridae. Gene Ontology annotation, biological process: GPI anchor biosynthetic process; protein localization to plasma membrane. Gene Ontology annotation, molecular function: glucosaminyl-phosphatidylinositol O-acyltransferase activity. The coding region runs from base 95 to 1603 and encodes 502 amino acids. The record is from RefSeq and is a predicted model, not a curated record. Gene Ontology annotation, cellular component: endoplasmic reticulum; membrane. The transcript is spliced from 2 exons.
CAGGGGCGGGGCGCGCACACGCGGCGCGGGACGCACGUGGCCCGUCCCAGGCCGCGGGCUCGGGCCAGCGGGGCUCUUGCGAGGAAGGAAAAAAAUGUCUCAAAAGCAGCUGAAGGAAGCCUUUGUCAGUAACCUCAGUGGGACCAGUGUGGUGGAAGUGACCGAGGGCCUGUGCUUCCCUGCCUUCUGUAUCCUGUGUAGAGGCCUUUUGAUCAUUUUCUCACAGCACUUGUGCUCUUUCUCAAACACCUGGAGCACACGCUUCCUCAUGGACUUUGUGGUCUUGAUAGUCCCCCUAGUGAUCACUCUAACUGUAUUGUCUUCUUUUAUCCUCCUUGAGAAUCUCACUGCGAUUGUCUGUGGAGCAUGGCUGCUGUAUCAGAUAUACCACAGGAGGACUUGCUAUGCCAAAGUGCCUGUGCAGAAAGUCUUUGCAAACUUCUUGAAAACCAGCCUAGAAUCAGAGUACAACCCAGCCAUCACCUGUUACCGGGUCACUAACAGUGUAUUUACUGCUAUUGCCAUUUUGGCUGUGGAUUUCCCACUUUUCCCUAGAAGAUUUGCCAAGACUGAACUCUAUGGGACAGGAGCCAUGGAUUUUGGAGUAGGUGGCUUUAUUUUUGGGGCUGCAAUGGUUUGUCCAGAGGUUAGAAGGAAAUAUAUAGAAGGGUCUAGAUUUAAUUAUCUUAGAAAAUCCCUGUAUUCUGUCUGGCCAUUAUUCUUCUUAGGAAUGGGAAGGUUAGUCAUUAUAAAAUCCAUAGGCUACCAGGAACAUUCAACUGAAUAUGGAGUUCACUGGAAUUUUUUCUUUACCAUCAUAGUUGUGAAACUAAUAACAUCACUGCUUUUGAUUAUUUUUCCUUUAAAUAAGUCGUGGAUUGUGGCUCUCAGCAUUACUGUGGUAUACCAGCUAGCCCUUGACUUUACUCCACUCAAGAAGAUAAUUUUGUAUGGCACUGAUGGCAGGGGCACAAGAGUUGGCUUGUUCAAUGCUAACCGAGAAGGAAUAAUUUCCACUUUGGGAUAUGUGGCAAUACACAUGGUUGGUGUACAAACAGGAUUGUAUGUGCUUAAGAGAAGAGCACAUGUCAGAGACUGGAUAAAAGCUACUUGUUGGGUUUUCUCAGUAGCUGUUGGCCUCUUCAUUUCUCUUCAUAUAGUGCAAGUAAACAUAGAAGCAGUUUCUCGAAGAAUGGCUAAUUUAGCCUUUUGUCUGUGGGUGGUUGCUUCCAGCCUGAUGCUUCUUAGUUGUCUGUUACUGGGUGGUAUAAUUUUGAGUUUUGCCAAGUUUCUAGUUAAAGGGACUCUAGUUCCAUGUUCUUGGAAACUUACACAGUCUCCUACCACAAAUCAAAGACAUUCUGAAUCUCUAAUACUAGAAGCUGAAAAAAAAGAACCCAGUCUUUGUUUGAUCACAGCUCUGAACAGAAACCAGCUGUUUUUUUUCUUACUGUCAAAUAUAACAACUGGUCUGAUUAACCUGACGGUUGAUACAUUACACAGUGGUACCUUAUGGACCUUAGUUGUGCUCAGUAUUUAUAUGUUUACCAACUGUUUAGUUAUAUAUGUACUUGAUUUACAAGGUAAAACCAUAAAGUUUUGAUGAUGAGUAGGUAAGAAAUAUGUAUUUGAAUAUUAUUAUUUUAGUGGAGAAGAAUGAGAGUGGGGGGAAUGUGUUCUUUGCAGUCUAGUCUUAACCAUACUUUAUUAUGAAGUUUCAGUCCCCUAUGAUAGAAAUUAAACUUUACCUUUUUUUUAAGGAAUACUCUUGUGUCUGUACUUGUACUCGGAUGUUUAAUACAUGUCAACAUUAUGUAAAAUAAGCCAACAGAAGUGGCAUGAAACUUUAAUCCCAGAACAUGGGAGGAAGAGGCAGGCAGAUCUCUGUGAGUUUGAUGCCAGCCUGGUCAGCAUGUUGAGUUUCAGGAUACCCAAGGUUAUGUACAGAGACCCUCAGGGGGAAAACGAAAGUAAACAGUCUUGUUACUUAUUGGAACUUAGAAAACGCCAGUACUUUAAAGAACUUGUUCAUAGAUUUUGCCUUGUUGGAGCUUACAGUUGUACUCCUACCUCAGGCUCAGUGCUGGGAUUGCAGGCAUGAGCCACAACACCCACUCUUGAUAGUUUUGACACUGGAAGAUGGGUGGUAAUUUUUACUUUUUUUUUUUUUUCCGAGACAGGGUUUCUCUGUGCCUGGAACUCACUUUGUAGACCAGGCUGGCCUCGAACUCAGAAAUCCACCUGCCUCUGCCUCCCGAGUGCUGGGAUUACAAGCGUGCGCCACCACCGCCCUGCUAAUUUUUACUUUCUAUAUAUCAUUAUGGCACUGUGUUUGUGAUUUUUCAUUGAAUAUGUAAUUAAGUGAUUAUAAUGUUUGUGUUAAAAUAGCUGCUGGUCAGGGUGUUUGUUAUUUAUUAGCAAUCUAAAUUAUUUGUGUAGUUUAGAGUAGAUAGAACCUCCUGAUACAGGUUUGCUAUUUUAAAUUAGUUGUCUUCAUAUUACAGAUUAUAUGUUUUGAGGUGCUGUGAAUCAGAACUUCAGUGUGCUGGGCAAACAUUGUACUGAGCCAUACUCCUAACUCUCAAAAUCUAUUUUUUGUUUAAAGAUUUAUUUAUGUAUGUGAAUACACUGUAGUCUUCAGACACACCAGAAGAGGGCAUCAUAUCCCAUUACAGAUGGUUGCUGGGAAUUGAACUCAGGGCCUCUGGAAGAGCAGUCAGUGCUCUUAAAGCUUCUGAGCCUUCUCUCCAGCCCUCAAAAUAUAUUUUUUAAUGUAAAUAUACUAAUUAUUAAAUGUGUUUUGUUCAA